Messenger RNA from Eucalyptus grandis, 2620 nucleotides. Its product is annotated as heparan-alpha-glucosaminide N-acetyltransferase. Bases 9 to 1526 code for a protein of 505 amino acids. Lineage: Eukaryota; Viridiplantae; Streptophyta; Magnoliopsida; Myrtales; Myrtaceae. The transcript is spliced from 13 exons. The record is from RefSeq and is a predicted model, not a curated record.
ACUGACACAUGCACAAGUUAACUGGUCCCGUCGCUUCGUUGACAGCGUUUCGUCUUCUUCCUCGUCCUUCACCGUUGAACUUGGGUUACUUUGCCGUCGCCGGAGCGCAGGAAAUGGCGGAGAUCAAAGUCCAGGCCGCUCCCCGCGACCACGAACUCCCCCUCGUCAUGCCGGACGCCGGCGCCUCCGGCGACAAGCCCCGCAAACCGAAGCGGGUCGCUUCUCUGGACAUCUUCAGGGGCCUCACCGUCGCGCUGAUGAUUUUGGUGGAUGAUGCCGGAGGAGAAUGGCCUAUGAUUGGACAUGCGCCGUGGAAUGGUUGCAACCUUGCCGAUUUUGUGAUGCCUUUCUUUCUUUUUAUUGUGGGUAUGGCCAUUCCGCUUGCUCUUAAGAGAAUUCCUGAUCGGUUUGCAGCCACUAAGAAGGUGAUAUUGCGGACUCUCAAGCUCCUCUUCUGGGGUCUACUGCUGCAAGGAGGUUAUUCACAUGCCCCUGACAAACUAUCAUAUGGCGUUGAUAUGAAAAUGAUAAGGUGGUGUGGCAUUCUCCAGAGAAUUGCUCUUGCAUAUUUGGUGGUGGCACUUGUUGAGAUUUUUACAAAAAAUCCACAAGAGAAUUAUGAAUCAUCCAGCUCGUUCUCAAUCUUCAGAAAGUAUUGUUGGCACUGGUUGUUUGGAGCAUGUGUUGUUACUGUUUACUUGGCUAUUCUUUACGGGAUAUAUGUUCCUGAUUGGCAAUUUACAGUCCAGGACAGAGAUAAUCCCAACUAUGGGAAGUUUUUCAGAGUAACUUGUGGCAUGAGAGGAAACUUAGAUCCUCCAUGUAAUGCGGUAGGAUACGUUGAUAGAGAAGUUCUUGGAAUUAAUCAUAUGUAUCAACAUCCAGCUUGGAAGAGAUCAAAGGAUUGCACUGUGAAUUCUCCAUAUGAAGGACUGAUACGGAAUGAUGCUCCAGCAUGGUGUUAUGCACCUUUUGAACCUGAAGGAAUUCUGAGUUCAAUAUCUGCUAUUCUCUCCGCAAUAAUUGGAGUGCACUGCGGUCAUGUGCUCUUGCACUUGGAGAAUCAUUCAACCAGACUGAAGCACUGGGUUCUCAUGGGUCUUUCUUUGCUUAUUUUGGGAAUCAUUUUGCAUUUCACCCAUGCAAUUCCUUUCAAUAAGCAGUUAUAUACACUCAGCUAUGUCUGCGUAACAGCUGGUGCUGCAGCGUUGGUAUUCUCAGCCUUCUAUGUCCUGGUUGAUGUAUGGGGUCUGCAUCUCCCAUUUCUUCCCUUGAAAUGGAUUGGCAUGAAUGCGAUGCUGGUGUAUGUCAUGGCAGCAGAAGGCAUAUUUGCAGCAUUCAUUAAUGGGUGGUAUUAUGAUGACCCCCGUAAUAACCUGGUACAUUGGAUUCAGAAGCAUGUAUUCAUUGGAGUUUGGCACUCCAAAAGAGUAGGAAUUCUUCUUUACGUCAUCUUUGCAGAGAUUCUUUUCUGGGGUGUUGUUGCUGGCCUUUUGCAUUGGCUAGGCAUAUAUUGGAAGCUGUGAUUUCCAUGCGAUCCAACCCUCAACCCAGUUAGCCUGUCACUGCAAAAUGCAGGUAAUAUUGUGAUAUGAAGAUCCUGGCUCCCCAUUCAUUCUAAGCAUUGAUUUUAGUCACUGCAGCUGCCGCCGUAAGAGAACCCGCAUUCUCAAGAGCUUUCAUGAUCCAUUCUCUGCAAGGAUUUAUUUCCAAGGGUACUAGACACGCUUUUUCAAGUUCCAGAAGAGAAAUUUCACGCAUUCUAAUAGACAAAACAACAUGACAGCUGGCCACCUCCUAUUUCCAGUACAGCCUUCUUUAUGUUCACUGUCUUCUAAUUCUAACUCAGAGAUCAACCGGAAUUUGUGGUGACGCAGAAGCAGUUUCCUUUUUAUCAACUUUUGAACGGAAACACCUUUGCCUAAAUACAUGCAGUAGUACUGUGGAAAGACGUGUGGUAAGAUCAACAGGCGACCUGACUUUCCUCAGACCACUUCAAGAAAAUUAAGACUUCAACCCAUGGUAGGGUCCACUAUGCUGUUUCUCUAUCGCCAAAACUUCUGAUUGAUCUCCAAUUUGGAACCAGAAGACACUGAACUCAAAGGAGGCUAUACUGGGAAUAAGAAGUGAGCUAUUGUAUUUUGUUGUAUAGUUUAGAAUGUUAGAGGUGUCCUUUUCUGAAUUGAGAAAAAAUAUAUCAUGCUCUUGGGAGUAAUUUAGAUUCUAAUCCUUGCAUAGAGGGGAUCUGCGAAUGCAGGUUCCCUGAGUGGACCUGGCUGAGGAAAUGUUCAAGCUCUGCCUGUAUCAAUUAAAGAAACUCACGGAUGUUCAAGCAGGAGUACAAAGUAGUUUGUACCGCUUACAUGUCAUUCAGAAGACUCGAUGUCUAUACUCUGGCUGGGAAAGCCAUUCACUAAUAACAAUAAUAUUUUCACGUGAUUGGUCGGUCAGAGUUCUUGCAGACAUCAGAAUCAUCACUCCUGUUUUGGCAAUGGUUCAACGUAGUGUCUAAUUGUAGCUGCAUUUUGGCUUUAAUUUCCCUUCCUACUAUUGUGGGAAAACGUUAGUGGACCAGUUUAUCUUUAGAUGAUGGAUGUAAGACUGACACGAUUUUGAGUUU